Anolis carolinensis (green anole) is the source of this 15835-nucleotide messenger RNA. RefSeq names its product ATPase plasma membrane Ca2+ transporting 4 (gene atp2b4). Gene Ontology annotation, molecular function: ATP hydrolysis activity; P-type calcium transporter activity; PDZ domain binding. Gene Ontology annotation, cellular component: plasma membrane; intracellular membrane-bounded organelle. The coding region runs from base 1393 to 5019 and encodes 1208 amino acids. The transcript is spliced from 21 exons. Lineage: Eukaryota; Metazoa; Chordata; Lepidosauria; Squamata; Anolidae. Gene Ontology annotation, biological process: calcium ion transmembrane transport; regulation of cytosolic calcium ion concentration. The record is from RefSeq and is a predicted model, not a curated record.
UAUUCAGAUAGGCAAGUAAUUUAGGGUGUUUGUUCAGGCCAAAUGUGUCUUCCAUCUUACAGUGAUGUAGAGAACUGUUUCUCUCAUAGCGUCACUAUGCAUUUCUGGUGAGACAUGUAGGCUAGGCUAGGCUGGGCAGGGGUGAAUGAAGUGGCUAUUUCAUGUCUGGUUGAGACUCAGGAGAGAGCCUUCUAUAUGACAGCACAAUGUGCCUUUGCAGACUUUUUAUUUGGUUGAUUUGGCCUGCAAGGCUAAUGAAUGUUUACCAUACAACUAGUAUGAUAUUCUUUAUACUCUGCUCAUGUUUCUUGAUUUUACUGCAUGGUUGUUGUUGUUUUUUUUUUUUUACUUUACUGUAUUGUUGUUGUUUUUUUGAAGAGGCAUUUGUAGUUUCUUUAAUUAGUUGUCAGCUGCUUCACAUAUUAAAAUUGUAGUACCAGGAUGAGAUGAAUACAGCAAAACGAAAGAAAAAUAUAUGUUUAUGUAAGCAAAAUGAAUACAACUACAUAGUCAAGGCAAAUCAGGUAGGUUUUUAGUAUGCACAUGUUGUUCUUCCUUCUGACAGGUAACAAUUGUUGCUUGUCACUUCCACAUUUGUGUAGGAUCAGAGAAAAGUAGCUCCUUACUUUCUAGGGGAGCAGAUGUGAUAUAUGAAUAGAGCCUCUGAUGUGUGAGCCUCGUAAGUAUCACUUAUUGAUUAUAGCUGGAAUACAUUUUUCUGCCACAGAGUUUAGGAAAUAAAGCUUCUUCAUGUGUUCCUGUCACCCUGAUUCUUUUUUUAAAAACCAAAGAGACCAAAAGCAUAUCUGUCCUUCCAGAUGGAGGACGAAAGCCCAAGCCCAUCCAUUUUAUCAGAACCAUCUUGCUGGUAGCUACAUGUUUCCCUCACUUCUUGCCGGCUGCCAGUAAGGUUUGGUUGUGGAAACAGUGACGUUAGUGCAGUGUUUAUUAGGCAGCUGAAUGAUAGCAGCUGUCAGGAAUGUUUUGGUUGAAGACGGUAUCCAGGGAACCCAUCUCUUUCUCUGGGAGCUGCACACUGCCUGUUGCUAAGGUUGCUUCUACAAUAACAUGUGCAUCCUGUUUAUACCUCCAUCUGAAGAAGUUGGGCUUGGUUAGUUUCACCAGCCUCACCAGGAGAGCUGCAAAGAAAGAAGCACUCGUUCUCCAUCCACAACUUCAGCCCAGCAGUCUGAGACACAAUCUUCUUCAUCCUAAUCUCGGUUGAUGUUGCUUCUGAUGCUCUCCAGGCCACAGAAGUGAACUGCUUUCUAUGUGGAACACAAAGUUUGCAUUGCCAGCUCCUGUUUUGUAUAGGAAAGAGAGACAGGGCUGAAACAGUAGCACCCAGCACUGUGUUGUUUGCUCGAGAAACCUGCUCCUCGUUUUGCCAAGAUGACAAACAACUCUGCAGAUCACCAUCCUGGGAACUCUGUUACUGAGGGCAGCCAUGAGGGGGAAUUUGGCUGCUCCGUUAUGGACCUCCGGAGUCUCAUGGAGGUUCGCAGUGGAGAGGCAGUGAACCGAAUAAAUGACAACUAUGGGGGAGUGCAUAGUUUGUGCAAGAGAUUAAAGACCUCACCAGUAGAAGGUCUAUCAGGGAAUCCUGCGGAUUUGGAGAAAAGAAGGCAAACAUUUGGCCAGAACUUCAUUCCACCCAAAAAGGCCAAAACAUUCCUGCAGUUAGUCUGGGAAGCAUUGCAGGAUGUUACAUUAAUCAUAUUGGAAAUAGCAGCCAUAAUCUCCUUGGGCCUGUCUUUCUAUCACCCACCUGGUGGCGACAAUGAAGCGUGUGGGGAAGCAAAAGGCAGUGCAGAAGAUGAAGGUGAGGCCCAGGCUGGAUGGAUCGAGGGGGCAGCCAUCCUCUUCUCAGUCAUUAUUGUGGUGCUGGUCACAGCCUUCAAUGACUGGAGUAAAGAGAAACAGUUCCGGGGCCUCCAGAGCCGCAUUGAGCAGGAGCAGAAGUUCACAGUCAUCCGCAAGGGGCAAGUGAUCCAAAUCCCUGUGGCUGAGAUUGUGGUGGGAGACAUUGCUCAGAUCAAAUAUGGUGACUUGUUACCUGCAGAUGGAGUCCUGAUUCAAGGAAAUGAUCUGAAAAUUGAUGAGAGCUCUCUUACUGGAGAAUCAGACCAAGUGAAGAAAUCUCUGGAAAAAGACCCUAUGCUGCUUUCUGGUACUCAUGUGAUGGAGGGUUCUGGUCGAAUGCUGGUCACAGCUGUGGGUGUCAAUUCACAAACUGGAAUUAUUUUUACUCUUCUGGGUGCUGGAGAAGGGGAAGAGGAGAAGAAGGUCAAGAAAGGUAAAAAACCCGGAGCCCCUGAAAAUCGCAACAAAGCCAAAACUCAGGAUGGUGUUGCCCUGGAGAUCCAGCCACUGAAAAGUCAAGAAGGGAUAGAAAACGAGGAGAAAGAAAAGAAAAAAGUAAAGGUCCCCAAGAAGGAGAAGUCUGUAUUGCAGGGCAAGCUCACCCGCUUGGCAGUUCAGAUUGGAAAAGCAGGAUUGAUCAUGUCGGCCAUCACAGUGAUUAUCCUGGUGUUGUAUUUUGUGAUUGACACCUUUGGAAUUCAAGGACGGUCAUGGCUGGCUGAAUGUACCCCCAUUUACAUCCAGUAUUUUGUCAAGUUUUUCAUCAUUGGUGUCACCGUGCUUGUGGUCGCUGUGCCUGAAGGAUUGCCCUUAGCCGUCACAAUCUCUUUAGCUUACUCUGUCAAGAAAAUGAUGAAAGAUAACAAUUUGGUUCGACACCUGGAUGCUUGUGAGACAAUGGGCAAUGCCACCGCUAUCUGCUCAGAUAAGACAGGUACCCUGACCAUGAACCGUAUGACUGUGGUGCAAGCCUAUGUGGGUGACACUCAUUAUCGACAGAUCCCUGACCCAGAGGCCAUCUUACCCAAGACCCUGGAUCUCAUUGUCAACGGUGUUGCAAUAAACUCCGCAUACACCUCUAAAAUUUUGCCACCGGAGAAAGAAGGGGGUCUCCCACGUCAAGUUGGAAACAAGACAGAGUGUGCACUUCUGGGUUUUGUGCUGGACCUGAAACAGGAUUAUCAGGCUGUACGCAAUGAAGUUCCUGAGGAAAAGCUGUACAAGGUCUACACUUUCAAUUCAGUCCGCAAGUCCAUGAGUACUGUGUUAAAGAAUCCCGACGGGGGCUUCCGCAUGUACAGCAAAGGCGCUUCUGAAAUCCUGCUGCGCAAAUGCACAAAGAUCUUGGACAAGAAUGGGGAACCUCGAAUCUUUAAAGUGAAGGAUCGAGAUGAAAUGGUGAAAAAAGUGAUUGAGCCAAUGGCUUGUCAGGGGCUACGCACCAUUUGUCUGGCCUACCGGGAUUUCCCUGCUGGUGUUGAGCCUGAUUGGGAUGCUGAAAAUGAGAUUCUGUCUGACCUUUCCUGCAUCUGUGUGGUUGGCAUUGAAGACCCUGUUCGGCCAGAGGUGCCUGAUGCCAUUCUCAAGUGCCAACGUGCUGGUAUUACUGUCCGGAUGGUGACAGGUGACAACAUCAACACAGCACGUGCCAUUGCAACCAAGUGUGGGAUUUUGCUGCCUGGGGAGGACUUCUUGUGUUUGGAAGGAAAGGAAUUCAAUCGGCUCAUCCGCAAUGAGAAAGGAGAGGUGGAACAAGAGCAGCUGGAUAAGAUCUGGCCCAAACUACGAGUCUUGGCGCGUUCUUCACCUACAGAUAAACACACUCUUGUGAAAGGAAUAAUUGACAGUACCAUUGCAGAACAAAGGCAGGUGGUGGCCGUGACUGGAGAUGGCACUAAUGAUGGCCCAGCCUUGAAGAAAGCAGAUGUUGGAUUUGCUAUGGGUAUUGCUGGCACAGAUGUGGCUAAAGAGGCCUCAGACAUCAUCCUGACAGAUGACAAUUUUACAAGCAUUGUCAAGGCAGUGAUGUGGGGUCGCAAUGUAUACGACAGCAUCUCCAAAUUCUUGCAGUUCCAAUUGACUGUCAACGUAGUAGCUGUGAUUGUGGCUUUCACGGGUGCUUGUAUCACGCAGGACUCUCCUUUGAAGGCUGUCCAGAUGCUAUGGGUCAACUUGAUCAUGGAUACCUUUGCCUCAUUAGCCCUUGCGACAGAACCCCCAUCAGAGUCCUUGCUCCUGCGCAAGCCAUAUGGCCGUAACAAGCCUCUCAUUUCCCGCACCAUGAUGAAGAACAUCCUGGGGCAUGCUGUCUACCAACUCACCAUUAUCUUCACACUACUUUUUGCAGGUGAAAAGUUCUUUGAUAUCGACAGUGGCCGGAAUACUCCACUUCACUCCCCACCGACUGAGCACUACACCAUUGUCUUCAACACUUUUGUCAUGAUGCAGCUUUUCAACGAGAUCAAUGCUCGCAAAAUCCAUGGUGAGAGGAAUGUAUUUGAGGCCAUUUUCCGGAACCCCAUCUUCUGCACAGUGGUGCUAGGAACCUUUGUUUCUCAGAUAAUCAUUGUGGAAUUUGGUGGAAAACCAUUCAGCUGCUCUGGGCUCACAUUGAGUCAGUGGUUCUGGUGUAUUUUCAUUGGUGUUGGAGAGCUGCUUUGGGGCCAGUUGAUCUGCACUGUUCCAAACAGUCAACUGAAAUUCCUGAAGGAGGCAGGACACGGCAUUACCAAGGAGGACAUGGCAGAUGAGGAGUUGCCUGAGGGUCUAGAUGAAAUUGACCAUGCUGAAAUGGAACUUCGACGGGGACAGAUUCUGUGGUUCCGAGGCCUCAACAGAAUACAGACUCAGAUCAAAGUGGUGAAUGCAUUCCGUAGCUCCUUGUAUGAAAACCUCCAGAAACCUGAAUCCAAAACCUCCAUUCAUAACUUCAUGACUCACCCAGAGUUCAUCCUGGAGGAAGACGAGCCUCGGACCCCAUUCCUCGAUGGCACCGAUGAAGACCCGGAAGCUGAAGAACUCAAACAGCAAAGUGAGGAAAGCCCAGGCGAGUUCUCACCCCUCAACAAAAAUAACAAUGCCGUGGACAGCAGUGUAGCUGAGGACACCAUUCCAGAGCCAGAAAGCCCUCUACACAGCUUGGAAACAUCAAUUUGACCUCUGAACUAUGAUAUUCUGCUCACCACCCCCGCAUACAACUUACGCACCAACAUCUGACCAUGUACUGUGGCCUCUCCCUGUUAAAUCCUCACGUGUAUAUGCCUAUUUCCUUCCUCCUCCCCCUUUAUCAUUGUUUAGCAGCAGGGAUCACAGAAUUUUAAACAAUUAUGUUGGCAGAAGUGGCUCCCUCAAGAGAGAAACCAUCCCUUUCAUACACAUUCUCCUUGAAUUGGGUUCCAUGUGUCCUUUUGAGACUUUUCCAUCACUGAAGUUGCAUGUUUUUUUGUUGUUUUUUUUUAAAAAAACAAAAACCCAAGAUUCAGAUUCUCUUAAAGAGGCUGCAUAUACUGAAGUUAAUGAUGCAGUUAUAUGGGGAUUGCCGGUGACUUGUUUUUUUAGUUGCAAAUGCUGAAUGCCAGAUGUUGAUAUAUAUCCUUGGAAAGAAAAGGGUGGGCAGAACAGGGUGUAAUUUAAGGGGAAUCUGAAUCAGGUAUUGUAUGUGCAAGUGAACCCAGUCUUCCAUAAGUGGUGGGGUGGAAUAAUACCUGAUUUCUAUAUUUUUUUCUGUCUGUCCAUCUCUCUGUCUUUAUAAUAAUAUCACCCACAGAAAAUGAGGGUGGCAAAAUGUCUUAAAAUCUGUUUAAAUGAUGGAGUUAGGAUAUAGACAAACAACAAGGUAAAAUGACAAUUCCCUAAGGGAAUGAAAUUAAACGAAUCAUGACUUUUGAUUGAAAAAGAAUUUUAUAUGAAUAAAGAAUUCUGUAUUAGGUGAGGUUCGUGAGAUGUCUUAGGUAUUACAAAUUGAUUGUCUUGAUUAGGGUUUUGCCAUUUUGACAGCUGAGUAAGCCCCUGGCCCUGUAAAACAAACAUCCGGCAUCCAGAGAAUCUCAUAGCAUGUGGCUUCACUCCAAAUUGUGAUUGUUGUCUUCAAAAGAAUUUUUUGGGGAAGGGCCAGUUAUUUGAAGAGUACAAGUUGUAAAACAGUACAGCUAGGCCAUCUGCAGAAAUAAGCUAUCUCUUCCUGUAAUUUUUAUUGCAUGUUAUAGGCUGAAGAGGGAAUGUUUAUUAGGAAAGGUUCACAUUGGACACAUUCCCUUGUGCAAUAUACUUUGGUUGAAUGCUAUUAGCAAAUACGUUGGCUCCGUAGAUUUUGGGUUCCCCAUGUUGUUUGGGACACAAAACACCUUCAGUUACUAUGAGAACAAGGUGUAGCAGUAUGGCUUCUUCUACAUUUCUUCGUAAAAACCCUUUCCCUUCUCAUUGCAUCUCAACUUUGCUUCUAUCUUUUUUCCUAAGGGGAUUGUUUCUUUCAUCUGACAUCUGUCCAGAAUGAAUGCUGGUGAGGAAGAUGAGGCUAGUUGUCUCAAAUUAUGGUUGUUAGCAUCAAUUUCUUUGAUCCAGUGAAAGAACUGUUCCAUCUUUGCAGCUCGUAGUCACUUUUCUGAGCAUAUCUAAAUGGAGCUUGUUGGUAGUGCAAGAGAAGUGUGAGCGCCCACAGUUGUACUACCAGGGGCAGAGUGGCCCUCAACAUUUGGCAUAGAAGCUUGUAUCUAUGCAGAAUGCUUUUCUUAGAGAGUGCUAUCUGGAAGCAACGUGUGAACCUAGUUUUUAGUAGUUGUGUUGAAGGUCACUUUUUCAGUAUUGCCACCCAACACGUGGACAGCUUUUCUUUGUUGUUGGCCUUUCCCCCUCAAUUUCUUUUUGAAGAACGCACAGCAGAAACUCCUGUGCCUUUUCUAAGCACUGCCCAAAGCACCGCCUGCCACACAGGAGUCUGGUACUUUGCCAAGAGAUAAGUGUUCCUUAAAAAAGUAGAAAAAAGGAAAUGGAGUGUUUUGAUUUCACCUUUAAACUUUCUUGUUCUGGGCUGGUCACUGAGUUCAAGGUGGAGUGAUGAAAAUUCCUUCUUGUUAGGUCUUCUCUUCCAGUGCUAAUGUACAAGGAGAUGAAUGCUAGGUCCAACUAACUGCCAAUAGCCAGGGAAGGGAUACCCAUUCCUGACCAUCAUAUUUGCAGAUAAAAUGCCAUCCCAUCACCCGACCCCAUGUUUUCCCUCCAGAUACAUCCCCUUCAUUCCUUUCAUCUGAACUGUAAAUAUGGGGAGGAAUUUAGGGAGGGAAACUGCCAUCUCUUGCUAUAGGGCCUAUCUGAUAAAUGGGGGAGGAAACUUUUUUAUUUAGUUCUGUUCUAAAGAUUACAUUGCCUCAGUGGUCAUUUUUCUAUUUUAAAUACUUGUUUUACAAGUAUUUAAACAAGCACCAAGUAUGUCAGGUGCUUGCAUAAAUAUUUAUGAAAGAUUUCGGGGAAGGGGAAACUGAUUUUUUAUGUUUGAUAAUUUUUUUAUUACCUCAAAGUUGUUUUGGAUGACAAAUAAAACACUCACUCCCAGAAAUCUGUAACUGACAGGUUGUGGUGAGGGGUCUGGCCUACAUUUUAGUACAAUUUAUUUUCCUUUUUUGUGUCUAGCUUCCUGAAGUGGGAAGGGGAGAAUAAUUAUAUAAAUAUUAUGCAAAAAAUAUAGUUUUCUUUAGAUCAGAAACAGAUAUUUUCAAGUCAGCCAUAUGUAUUUUGUUUAAAGGAAACUAAGCUGUGAGUUAUGUAACUGCAGUGGAAUGUAGUCACAUGGCUGGCAGUUGAGACUUCGUGAUUGGUCAGACUCCAGUCAGCUUCCUUUCUCUGAACAGCCAUCUUUGUACUAAAAGUCAAUUGUGUUAUACAGAAAUGUUUUUAUAUAAAUUAUGUUGAUAUGGCUGGUUUGCUUAAAGUAUAAGUGUUUAUUGUGCAUACAUUUUUAAAUGUAAAAUUGGGUUGGGUUGGGUAAUUUUUUAAAAAAUUAUUUUAGUUUCAGUGACAAAACUGGCAGCAGUUGACUGGCUUACAUUAUUGAGGAACCCAUCGCACGUGUGGCCAAAAUAAAGAGUGUUGUCAAUAAAAGGCAUAAACUCCAAUCUGCUGAUCCUUGUAUGCACAUGUAUGCCAAACAGAUGACCACGUUUACAGUGGUCCAUUGAAGGAAGAGAUCACCUGUUGAUCCUUGUAAUGCCAAACAGGUAGCCAAGGUUUUGUGGUCCAUCGAUGGAAGAGAUCACCUGUUUGGCCAAUAUUGUGGUCUGUCAAUAGAAGUGAUCCUAUUUGGGGGCACAAGGGGAAAGGGGUAUUUCUUUUCAAUUAACUCCUUUCCCUUCAUCAGACAGUGGAGCAGCAGUGUGGAGGAAAGGGCUACACCCACUGGCUUUUGGGGGGAAAGCAAAUAAAACCAAAUCUAGCCGAGAUCAGCAUGCAAUUCCCCCACCCCAGUACUAGACAAAGGUGGAAUUUGGUGGUGGGUUGUGUUAUAUUUAGUUUUGUUUGGUUGCCCCAUGCAGCAUCCUUUUGUGUGUAUCUUGGAUAACAUCCCUUUAAAGUGAUCCACAUAAAAUAACAUGCUGGUAGCCUAUCUUGGCUGGAUGGGGAUAGGGUGUAAUUUCUGUGAAACAUACCAUAAGCAAUCGAAUGACCUAGGUGAAUGUGGCAAGGAGGGAGUGGGUGGGAAUCAUUCAAGUUUGUGCCAUGCCAGACAGGAAAUGACAUAAUAUCCUGUAAAGUGUAUUAUUUUCCCUUGGAAUGCUUUGUUGUUGUUUUUUUAAAAAAAAAAAGAAAGAAAGAAAAGAUAAGCACCCUGGACAUAAUUUUGCAUCCAGUUCUUAAUAGGACUUUGUAGGAAUUUCUUAUUAUUUUUGUUGAAAAUUGGCAGAUUGGUACCAAAGACAUUACAUGAUUUCCUGUGUGCAAUGGGGACUAUCCAUUUUAGGAGCUAGACUUAUCCAAUUGGUUAUUUUUAUUAGGUUGCACAGGGAUCUGACUUAAUUUUUGUGCAAUAUGUUUGGAGAAGCUAUUAUUUUUAAAAAUCCAGAAGGAAAAUAAAUCUUAUUGUACUUUUAGCCAUGGGAAAAUGUGAACCAAAGUGUAUGCAGCAGUCACAAAUAUUUAAAUAACCAUAGAAAUUUCUACAAAUUUUACUCUCCUCUGGGAGAGCAGUACCUGCUGCCAUUGUCAGUGAGCUCAGACUGAGUUCACUGCAGACCUGGACCAUGUAUUAUAGGGGAAAUGAAGGAUUUAUCUCUAUCCCAUUGCAUUCUUCCCAGUUUUCCUCAAGCAGCAUUUAUUUUCUGGCCCCCUUUGCCUUGAGGCAAAUUGCUGCAAUGGCUGCAAGUCUUAUAAGGAGAUGGGAAGGUGAUUGUAACUUCUACGUAUACUAUGGAAGUCUUUCAUCAACAACUUUUUGCUCUUCUCAUCUGCUCAGGAGGUCACCAUUCAAGGUCUUUUCCUUGAUGAAAGAAGAGCAUUUAGGACAACUUAACUUUUGCAGUCACCCUCCUGAUAACCUUAUCCCCACUCUAUGGACUGUACUUUGUGGUGGCAAUAUCCCUACUGACCAAAAACAAAGAAGCUCUAUUUGCAAAUCCAUGUCCCCUUUAGAGAACCCAUGGCUAAGACUACUUGUUUGGUUUUUUCCUGCCCAUAAAUAAAUAUAUAUACACUAUCAAAAUCAAUAUUUGUAUGUAUAUUUAUUUGAAUUUCAAAUCUUUUUUUAAAAAAGCAUGCAUAUAAGAAUUUUAAGUUUUCCCUUUUUGCAGUAACUAGUAUAAUACGCACUGGUAUUUUUAUAUUAAAAAAAGAAAAAAUACAAAACAAAAGAAUGAAUAUUAUGUGGUAUGCAUGACAUUUAAAAAAAUGGUGGUUUCAAAGCAAUAUGUACCCCUGGUGUGUUUGCCAUAUUAUAGAGUCGAGCUUAAAGUGCACCUGAUCUGUAAUUGCAUUUUGAUAUUAUUUAAUCUCUAUGUACAAUGUUUUGCAUGUAUUUAUAUGGGUCUUGAGAAGAUUUCUUUUGUUUUGGGAAGGGGUAAGGAGAGAGGCGGGGUUGGAACAGAAGACAAAUGAGCCUCUUCUGAAACAUUUGAAACUCCAAACAUAGUUAAUACUCUAAAUGGAAACAGGAGGAGGAAAUCAAACCAAAUUUUAAAAGGUGCAACAAUAGGAGGAAAGGAUAUUGUUUUGAAUUAAUAAAAGGUUUUUUUAAAAAAAAUUAUUUUGGCUGUUAAGCAAAAACAGUGUGCGAGUGCGUUGAGAGAAUAAACUGUGCCCGCUUAUAAUUGUGAUGUCUUCAGUAUCUGUCCCACCAGUCUUAUGAAGUCACUGAUCAUCUACUGAUGCUGAGAUGGAGGAUACUCUAAAUGAAUGUAAAAAUCCAGCUUGGAACCAGAUCAUAGUGUUUGGUUCCAAACCAAAUCUAUGCUCAACAUUCAGUGUGGAUAGUUACACAAAAACCUCUGUCCCACUUAUUCUGCCAGCUUUGCACAAUGCCCAAAAAGAGCUAUCAAAUACUAGCCAAAGGUAAAGGAAACAUAUAGAGGCAGCACACUGUGCAUAUUAAAAAUGAAAAGGAUUUUAAAAUCACUGUCCAGCGAAAGUAGAAAAAUAACAUUAAGUCUUUUUCACCUGAAAAUAAAACGUGAGUUCAUUAUAACUUAAAUUUUUAAAUUAUUUCCCCAAAAGCUCAGAAGUUAAGACUAUGCAGCUUAGUUAUUGUUUCAAACUGGGUCUUUGGUUUCAGUAGAUGCAUAGAGUAUAUUACUGAAUUAUUCUCUAUGCAUCUACUGAAACCUAGUUCAUAUAUUCUCAUAUGAACUCUGGUUUCAGAGAUUCAGCAUAUUGCUGCAUUGGACAGUAUAUGAGGUGGAUGUGUGCCUUUAUCACAUUCUGGCCGGUGAAGUUCUGCAUCACCACCACAGCAGCAAAAAGGCAGCUUUGAAAUGCUUGAGCAGGCUCCCUCAAGUCACUUAAUGACUAGGAGAGAGUGGGAGGUGGAUGGACAGCAUUCAACCAGCCACAGUUCCACACCUGGGAAAUGAAAGCCACUGAUCCCUUCUCAGCUUUCCUGUGAAUCACAACCCAUGACAAGCUAUUGCAGAUCAUCAUGGGCAUUGGCAAUUUUCUUCUCCCAAGUACUUUUCAUCUCUCCCCUGGCCCAUAAAUGACCAGGGAGCAUGUUUCAGAUCUUCAAAGUUGACUUCUGUGGUUGUGAUGGUGGUAUUGCCCAAGGAAAUGUCAAAAAAACGGCAUAAUCCGUAUCUGCAUGAGCAACAGGAUCCUGGCCUCUGCAUAUCAGAAAACUCAGUGAAAAUUGCUAUUGGUAUCCACCCCUCCUCAGAAUGUGAUUUGAUGGCAUCUAUAUAUUCAAAAUAAAUGCAUAAAUCUUCAGUACUCAUGGGUAGAGGUGUGAGACCACUGAUUUCAACAAAGUGAUAUGUCUUCAUUUUUAUGAAAAGUAUAUUAUAACCAAAUAUUUUUACUAGAAUGAGGGAUAUGAGUCAGGUUUUUGUUAGUCUCUUUCCCAUUCUGUGUAAAAGAGUGAUAUUACAGUCCAAUAUAACCAUUUCAUUAAAAAUCACUUCGGCUCACAAAAUAGCUGAACGAUGGAAUGCAUCUAGCUGUUGUGUAUUUUAGUUCAAAUUAUGUAUGGGAGCAGCAGAACAAGUCUUUAUAUUAUUGAAUGCGGGAAUAAAAUUGGAUACAAAUGGGUAAAUGGUUUUAGUAGUAAACCAACAACCUUUUGCAAACACAUUUCUUUAAAAGUACAGUAGAGUCUCACUUAUCCAACACUCGCUUAUCCAACGUUCUGGAUUAUCCAACUCAUUUUUGUACUCAAUGUUUUCAAUAUAUUGUGAUAUUUUGGUGCUAAAUUCGUAAAUACAGUAAUUACUACAUAACAAUACCAUGUAUUGAAUUACUUUUUCUUUCAAAUUUGUUGUAUAACAUGAUGUUUUGAUGCUUAAUUUGUAAAAUCAUAACCUAAUUUGAUGUUUAAUAGGCUUUUCCUUAAUGCCUCCUUAUUAUCCAACAUAUUCACUUAUCCAACGUUCUGCCGGCCUGUUUAUGUUGAAUAAGUGAGACUCUACUGUAAUUAUUGUCUUCAUUUAAAAAAAGGGGGGGGGGAAUUCAGAUCAUUAAUUUUUCAUUUGAGUACAUAGCGGCCAGAACACUCUACUUGUUGAAUAGCUUAGAAGGGAAAUUUGAAUGGAUGUUGGCAGGCACUUCUUUGAAUCACAGAAAACAAGAGUACCUGCUCAAAUUUUGUUUCCUAGGUAGACAUCAGAAAAGUUAGCAUUUUAGAUUACUUUUCCAAAAUUCCCAGCUGCCUUUGUUGACUGGGAUUCACAUGUGGUAGUCUGAGAAUGCAACUUUUCCUCUGCAAACAUUAAAUUAACUAUAUCUUGUACUGAAUCUGGAAAACUAUAACUUUUCUCCAACUCUGCUGGCUCCUACCCACCAAUACUCCAGCCACGGUCCUUUUUUCUUGAGACCUACUGUGUUGUGAUUUAAGCGAAACAGCUGGUUUCUUGUGGCCUUAUGUCAUAUUAAUGUUCUCCAACUAUCCAGCAGAUUCUACAAGGGUGAUAUUGUCACAGCUUCCAUCAGGAUAAUUUCAACAUCAUGCCAAGUAGGGGUGAGGGACAUGUAGCCAUCCUGAAGUUAUUGACUCUAGGUUCCAUUAUCCAUCCCCAGUUAGAAUAUAGGAGUAGCAGUCUAGCAAUAUCUGGAUGUCUUCACCUCUAAUAGGGUGCAGGUGCUGAAACAUGCUGGGCACUUGUAUAGUCCUGUUUCUGGCCAUCCACAAAGUCUUUCAGUCAGGCCACUAUAAUGCUAAUGUAAAUGGUCAAACAAUACCAACAGUGUAACACUGAUGUUUCCUUCUAUCAGCCUAUAAUAAGAUAAACGUAACACAUUAUUUUGCUCAUUUUCCAAAACAGUCAGUUGUGUGAAUCUCCAAAGGGCCAUGAUGAGACUUAGAGAUUUCCUCAUAAUAUUGCACAUCUACAUGGUGACGUGUCAUAUACCCCAAACCAAAAAUGUCUUUACCAGAGUGUAGGUUAUGAGUUUUACUACAGUUUUCUUUGCUUUUGAAAGUCACAACUAAGGUGCAGAAUUUAAAGGUGAUGAAGUUUGCUGUUUAGCCAAGCAUUUUCCUAUUACGGUUGUCUUUCCUAUGCUGCCAUACAAAAUAUGCCAAAUUAAGAUUCACAUGACAAUUGUCUCAUCUCUGUAACUUUUGUGCUUUGUGGUUCUUGUUGUUGUGUGACCUGUGGUCUUUUUUGUGCCAUAAUUUGGUAAAUGUGAAGGCUGCCAUUUUUGUGCCUUUUAGCCAGCUCACCACUGCCAAAGCUUGCUCUUCUGUUGUUUGCAGAAUUGGCAAUGUUGGCUAAAGUAUUGUGACUCCAGGUAACAACCAAUCCUAGGCAUAUCAUUUUGACACUCCAUGAACCUAGAUCCCAUCAGGUAAAGUCAAGAAAUGCCACUUAGAUAAAUAGGAACAGACAACUUGAAUUAUGCCUAAUUCCAUUUCCAACAGGUACAAUUUGCAGAUCGACAUUAUUUACUUGGUGAUGUAUCAUUUAAAGUCAUUCCAAUGGUUAGAGAAAACUUUAGUUGAUCUCAGUAUCCCCUCCACCUGGACUUUUUAUACAGAGAUUAACCAGAAAUAGCAAGAGUUUGGAGAAUAUUGAUGAGUCCCCUUUAAAGAUGUAUUCAGUAUCCAAUGCCUUGAUUGUAGUGCUUGGAGAUUUUUAAAAAUUGAAUAGUUCCAAGACCUCACAUUGUAGUUAUUGUUACUGUUGCAUUUUUUUAAAGUAAUCCCCAUCAUUAGAGCAUAUCCCAAAACUAUUUUAAACCAUCUUGUAAACACAAUUAAGAAUGCUACAAGCUCUGCGAUACAAAACAGUACUAGAGAGACCACUUCGUAACAUAAAGAUAAUUCCAUUACUCUAAUAAGAGAUAACAUCUGUUCAACAGUAGGUGCAAAUGUACCAAGCUAGAUGCUAUGCAAAUUCAUUAGCUUUAAAUGGAGUUGUGCAAGAUCCCUUUGAAAGAGAGGAUGUUAUAUGGCAGCCCCAAUUAAGAGACAUACAGUGUUUAUUGGAAAAUGCAUAAGACAAGUUUAUUAUCAUCUUUCCCUCCUAAAUCAAAUUCACAAAAUAUCUACUUUGGAAAAUAGAUUUCUUGAAUAAAGCAUAGUUGCGCUUUCUCUGUAAAUAGGAACAGAGGGGGGAAAUGAAAUAACAAAAUUUAACAAAAACAACAAUAACAAUAUCUCAUAGAUACAUUUGAAAAUGAUACAUUUAGAUAUUUGUGUCUUUUCCAGAAGCUCUAAGACACAAGAUUUUAUGGAACUGUGGGAAAAAAUCCCCUGCUACUUUAACUGUGAACUGAUGUGUGAAGAAUAGCAACAGGAGUAUGGGAGAAGGAGGAAGGGAGAUGGGACCUUUUAGGAUAAUAUGAUGGGGAACAGUGACAACAAAGAGUCGGAGUAUCUCUAAAUCAAUGGGGUGAGCUAGUGUAGGUCAAGGCAGGUUACAGCAUAAUUAAAACACAUACACAUUGUCAACAUUCUAUAAAUACGCAUAUUAAAAUGCAUUUAUAUAAAAUAUGCAUUAAAAUUUAUUUCUAUAAAAUACAUAUUAAAAUACACAGAAAAGAGAUAAAACACAAUACAUGAGUUUAAAAUUCAUGCUUAAAACUGCCAGGAUAGACCUGCCAGAAGAGAUUGGUCUUGAGUUGGUUUUUAAAUUCCAACAGGUGAUCUAGUUGUUGGAGCUCUUCUGGCAGGUCAUAUAAACUGGAGUGAACCAAGUGUGUCCCUUUAGAUAAGUGACUGUCACUAGCAUUUCAGUAUAGCCAAUGGUGUGAAAAGCUAAGAGUUCCUAUCUAGAACAUCUGGAUGGCUGCACUUCGACCAUCCUUUAUAAGCCCUAGUUGAAAAGAGUGAACCUGACUCUAUUUGUGUGAAUGAGUUUACUUGAACUAUAACUGAGGUGAGCAAGGAGAUUGGCAUUUUCCUCCUCUCCACAUCAACUACCCUGCCCUUGACUCACCAUGAUUCUGAAAUAGCAAACACAAACGCAGCCAUUCUGAUGCUGUUGGGGAGCAAAGAUAAGCAUCUUCCUAUGUUCAAAGAUUGAUGACUUCAUUCACUGUGACCUCUGGAGAACACAAGUAGAUUUUGGGCAAAGCUGUCCUUGGUCUACAACUGACUGCUUUUCUGGUUCUGUUUGCUCUCACCAGCCUUGGAAUUACUGUUGGAGGGUGGACUGUGGCAGCACAACAGUAGGAACUGGGAGAGAUGGCAGGAGGUAUGGUGGAAUUUGGCAUGUGGAACUCUUAUGCUGUGCUCUGAGCUUAACCUGUAUGGAGAUAAGACCCAUGAUUUGCUUCACAGAAUUCACCCAGCUCAAGCUGGGCUAUCAAACUGAGCAAAGUAGAAAACACUAAUAUUUACUUUUGUCUUAAGUUUCAUUGCUGGCUCAGUUAACAUCUUUUCAUGGGAGGUCAGCUUCCACUCUUUUAAUAGGCAGAUAGAUCUUUAGCCUUUUCUUUGCUAGCUUGUUAGCUGCUUUUGGGCCUUGCCGUUCUCUGAAAAAGUGCACUGGUAUCUCAGUCUGCUUCACAUGCAGACUCUGGAUUUGAUUUCUAGAAAACCGAAUUGGGAUUGUUCAUUCAGGUUUUUAAUUUCGCUGUUUUUGACAUAGCGAAAUUGGACCCAGCAGAUCACUGCCUCGUUCUUUGGCAAAAAUGAAAAUGAAAAAAAAAAACAUAUGUGUAGACCAAGCAAAGCCUCAAUGGAUAUCAGUGCUGAGUAUUUACUGCCUCUGUCUGUAUGUCUGUCUCUGUCAUAUGGUCCUCCACAGUGUGUCACUGGCAAAAACUUGUGAGGCCAUCCAUUGUCUGUGGGCAAGCAUUUUUUAAAUCUAAUUCUAAAUAAAAAAUAUACAAAAAUGUA